AUGAAUAGUCAAGAGAAUGUUGCUGGGGUGAAAACGAGGUCUAUGAAAGUGUGCGAUAAUAUGGUAGAAAUUACUGCAAAACGAGUUUACUGUCAUAUUUCGAAAGCAAAGAAGACUUAAUUGGUUCAAACUGUACUGAAAUAGAAAUGCAAAAUUAAGAAAAUAGCCAAAGACCUGAAUAUUAACUAUGCUACUGCUAAAACUAUACUACAUUGUUAUAAGAAAAAGGAAAUUAAUUUGAACGAUGACUCAUAGUAAAAAAGGGCUAGUUAUAGUUCUAUAAAGAAUGACCCUAAAUUAUAUGUCUAAAUUAGGCAAGGGGAAAAAAUAAUAAACCACUAUGAGUAUUUCGAUGUAAUCAAAAGACACUAAUGA
This is a messenger RNA of Paramecium tetraurelia, 375 nucleotides long. RefSeq lists its product as uncharacterized. The record is from RefSeq and is a predicted model, not a curated record. Lineage: Eukaryota; Ciliophora; Oligohymenophorea; Peniculida; Parameciidae. The transcript has 2 exons.